Lobosporangium transversale is the source of this 2547-nucleotide messenger RNA. RefSeq names its product STE like transcription factor-domain-containing protein. The record is from RefSeq and is a predicted model, not a curated record. Lineage: Eukaryota; Fungi; Mortierellomycota; Mortierellomycetes; Mortierellales; Mortierellaceae. Gene Ontology annotation, cellular component: Tec1p-Ste12p-Dig1p complex; nucleus; Ste12p-Dig1p-Dig2p complex. Gene Ontology annotation, biological process: sexual reproduction; regulation of DNA-templated transcription. The coding region runs from base 1 to 2547 and encodes 848 amino acids. Gene Ontology annotation, molecular function: DNA-binding transcription factor activity. The transcript has 3 exons.
AUGUUGACCGCUACAUCCAGGCGCCAGGAUUUCUUUGUCCAACAACAGCAACAACAGCAACAACAGCAACAACAGCACUCACAUAGUCAAAUCCAAUCUCAACAUCAACAGCAAUAUCCAUCAUCACAAGGAUCUAAUAUCCUCCUGAGCGAUUCCCUUGCUCUGAGCACAGCCUCUGCAUCAAGAAUUGAUGAAAUUGAUCGAUUGAGUGUCUUUCUGACAACUGCCCCAACUUAUCAGAUGGAAAUCUCAAAGUUCCUGUUACCGACCGGCGAAACGAUAUCUUGUGUCCUUUGGAACGAGCUUUACCAUAUAACCGGCACGGACAUUGUACGCUCCCUGGUCUCGCGAUUUGAAAGCUUUGGUCGCCCUGUACGCAAUAUUAAAAAGUUUGAGGAGGGUGUCUUCUCUGACCUUCGAAACCUCAAGCCUGGUGCCGAUGCCUGUCUUGAAGAACCCAAAUCACCCUUUUUGGAGAUGUUAUACCGUAACAACUGUAUUCGAACACAGAAAAAGCAAAAAGUGUUUUACUGGUACUCUGUACCUCAUGAUAGACUUUUCCUUGAUGCUAUGGAGCGUGAUCUCAAACGUGAGCAAGCAGGAACAGAGCCAACCUCUCAAGCAGUGGCCGAGCCCGCCUUGUCCUGCACUCUGGAGACAGUUCGUGAUCUGGUUGAGCGUUUGUCUCGAAGAACAAUUGAGAUGAAUACCAUUACCGAGACACUUCAGAGCUUUACGCCGGAUGGAGUCGCUCCCAUGAGUCGCCAGCUUCCUGCAGCCAUCUCCCCUUCAGCUACUUCACCCACUCAAGCACAGCUUGUACCGGAAGGUGCAGUAUCGUCAGCAACAUCGACCACAGUUAUUCGUAACGACAGCAACGGAGCAUCAAUCAACGAGAUGCGAAGAGGAUUCCAGCAUGGUCAUCCAUUUGAUGAUAUUGGAUCGGAUGACAAUUCUGAAUCCAAAGUGCCCAUUGAUACUGAUGGCUCCCAUAAUAUUGGAUCAGAAGUCAUGAGCCACCCCUCAGAUACGAAUGCAGGCCUUUUCGGUUCUUUUACGCUGUUUGAGGGAUCACCUACAUACAAGAAACGACGUAGGCGUUCCACUGCCAAUCCUUCAAUGCUCUCGGAACAAAUCGAACGAGGUUCAGAUAUCAUCAACAGCAAAGGAGUUUUGCACAGUGAGGGACAAAAUGGUACCUUUGACUUGGAUCAAGAUUUAGCUGACAGAUACCUGGAUGGUAAUACUGGCCAUAAGAGUGGCCAAGUUGGCAGCUUCAUGCAAGAUUCAACUAGACCCAUCCAUCAUAAAGGAUCUGCUUCCAUAUCAUCACUUCCAUCUCUUCAUGGAGGAACUUCUUCCCAUUCUUCCCAUUCUUCUCGUUCAUAUGCAUGCCCUGUACAGCCAUGUGGUCGUCUAUUUAAGCGUUUGGAGCAUUUAAAACGUCAUUGGAGGACGCAUACUCUGGAGCGUCCCUACGCUUGCAACAUCUGCUCAAAGCGGUUUUCACGUAGCGACAAUCUCGCUGCUCAUCGUAAAACUCAUGACAAACCAUCUUGGGCUAAUGACGAAGACUCGUCUGCUCCUCGUGCAGACACUGAACUGGAGACUGACCUUGAGGGUGAUGAGCAGGAUAAUGACGAACAUCGGAGGGCAUCUAAAGGGUACGCUUCUGACCAUAGUGUAGUUAGGAAGCGUCGUCGUAUGCAUAAGGAACGUGGUAUGGAGUCCAUGAGCGAACGUGAGAGCCUAAGUGGUCUCAGCAGCGGUGAUGAAGAUGAAGAUUCAAGCAUGCUCAACAUGAUGCGUCUAUCAUCCUUGAAUCAGGAGCAGCAGCAGCAAUAUCUGCUUCAGCAGCACCGUCAACCCCACGCCAAAGCAACAACACCUCUGCUUCAAGCCCAGCACCCUCCUUAUGCUCUCAGUAGCCAGCGCCCGAGCGUGUUUCCCGAGCUUGCUAGUCAGAAUUUCAUGCCAGCAAUGGCCAUGAUGACUGCCAAUCAACCAUAUCCACACUAUGUAGCAGCUGGUCCGCUCUCCGCUGGCUUUGGUGGCUUCAUUGCAAACCAACCAGUCCCGCCUCCAUUGUAUACGCUGGAUGAAGAAGAAGAGGACGAAAGCGAGGAAAUCUCAGACAUGGAGAAGCUCCGAUAUCAGUAUGAAUACAACAUCAAGGCCGCUAUUGACUCGACUCCAGUGUUGUCUGAAGUAACCAAGAUGAUGAAUUCGCCUUAUGGCGCAGCAUUUGGCUAUGGGAGUGUCAUGACCGAUUAUGCGCCAUAUGGUGCAUACCCGCUUGCCACUCCCAUUGGUCUUGGAGGUCGAUUUCCGUUUGACUCUACAGCAGCAGCGUCAGCAGCAUCAGCAAACUUCUUGGCGACCUCGAUGGUCCCUUCAUCUUCUGCUUCGUCUGCUUCGGUUGCGACCUCAAACUCUGGUGCUCCGUCCAAUUUCCCAAUUGUACAUGCUACGGCUCUGCCGCCUUCGCACCAUCAUCAAGAGUACCUUGAGUUUACGCUUGGAAGUAUGCUUCCAACAUCGGUUUAG